GGGAGGCAGGAGCUGCACUUUGCCGACGAGCAUCUCUGCCGUCCUGCUAGACUAGGCUACAGUAAUCACUGCCCCCGGAUCUGCGAAAAAUACACAGGGACUUCUCUGGAAAAGGCAGAGUUCAUCAAUGUAACUCCGGUCAGUCCGAAGCUGCGCCGUUUACCUGGAUAAGUCUAUCCCGAGGAGAAGAGACAGAAAGAGAGACAAAAAAAAGACAGAGACAAACGCGAGUGGAGUGUCGACGUAAAAUUGUGAAGGAAAAGAGAAGAAUAUGAUUGUCAAGCAGCACUUGAUCUUCAUCCUUUACAGCCUCUGUGCAAGCGUCUUUAAAGUGGCUGGGACAAAAAGCAAAGCGAAAGGUAGCCAAGGUCAGUUCCCCAUAACUCAGAAUGUGACAGUGGUGGAGGGGGGCACAGCCAACAUGACCUGUCGUGUGGAUUACAAUGAUAACACUUCCCUCCAGUGGUCAAACCCUGCACAACAGACCCUAUUCUUUGGGGACAAGAAAGCUUUGAGGGACCACAGAAUCGAGUUGGUGCGAGCCUCAACGCAGGAGCUCACCAUCAGAAUCAGUGACGUCAGCCUGUCAGACGAGGGCCAGUACACCUGCUCGCUCUUCACCAUGCCUGUCAAGACCACCAAGGCCUUUCUCACUGUUCUGGGAGUGCCAGGACGGCCAGAGAUCACAGGAUUCACCAAGCCUGCCAUGGAGGGAGACGUAAUCACCCUGACGUGCACCACACCGGGCAGCAAACCAGCUGCCAAUAUCCGGUGGUUCCGAAAUGACAAGGAGGUCCAAGGCACUAAGGAGGUGAAUGCCACAGGAAAAUCAUUCAUAGUGAGGAGUAGCCUCCAGUUCCAUGUGGACAGACGGGACGAUGGCGUCGCCUACACCUGCAGUGUGGAGCAUGUGUCUCUGUCGAACCCCUACAUGACAACUGAGGUCCUGGAGGUCCACUAUGCUCCCCAUCUGGAGAUCAAAAAAUCACUGAUUAUCCCACAGGAAGGGCAAUACUUCAAAUUGGAGUGUGUGUCCAUAGGCAACCCAAUACCUGAACCAGUGUUGUGGUCUAAAGAUGGAGGGGAGCUACCAGACAUUGAGCGUAUGAUUGUGGAAGGCAGGGAACUAACCAUCACCACACUAAAUAAAACAGACAAUGGCACAUACCGCUGCGAGGCCAGCAACCACCUGGGGACUGGCAGUGCUGAAUAUAUACUGUUUGUAUAUGCCAAAGACUUUCCAGGGCCUACAACAGAUCCUAAUGCUUUAGGACAACAUGGACCUGACCACGCUCUAAUCGGUGGUGUUGUUGCAGUCGUGGUCUUCAUCACCUUGUGUCUGAUAAUAGUUCUUGGACGAUAUCUGGCCAGACAUAAAGGGACAUAUCUAACACAUGAGGCCAAAGGAGCAGAGGAUGCCCCCGACGCAGACACAGCCAUCAUCAAUGCUGAGGGAAACCAUGUGCAUGCAGAGGAAAAGAAAGAGUACUUCAUUUAGACUUCCGUUACUCUUUUCCUUUGUUUCAACUUCUGACAGCAGACGUGCAAUUUUAAGCUGCCUCAGCGUCACUACAUGGUCUGUUUUACUUUCCUUAUUAUCUGUUGUCUUUUACAGAAAGCUCAUGCUUGGAUAUGCUUGUUUUCAAAGCAUCCGCUGACAAUAUAGCCUUCUCCUUUUGUAAUCAAUGUAACCCAUGUACAAUUGGAUUAUUUCCAUUUCAGUUUUAUGGUGCCUAAAUGCUGUAUAUUUUUCUGCAUUUCUUUUAUUGCUUGCUUUUCUUCUUCACGCUAUUACUUUUCAUGUUAUACAACUUUUGCAUAUUUUUUAAAAUUCAGAAUCAAUAAGAAACGUGCUUCAACUCAAGUUAGAGUCAAGUCUUAGCUUUUUGAAAUGUUUUGCUUCAAAAGCAGAAUAUGUUUAAACAUCAAUUUGUCAAACAUUAAACAGGAUUAAACAGAUGUUGCCUGGAGCAUACCCCACCACAGCCAUACUGCAUACAUUCAAAAUAUGAUAUGACUGACCAGACACUUUGACAAAACAAAACAUAGAAGCACAAUCUAUGUGAUUUGUUUCUAGAUGAAAUCAACUCCCUCUUAUCACUGUCUGUAUAUUUCUGCAUUGAUGUAUGAUUCUCAGUUUUCACUCAUGCUGUUGAUUUGUACCAACAGAGAACAAGUUAGAAAAUUAAAGCACAAAGUCUGAGGACUAACAUGGAGGGAAAACACAUCAACUGUUUCUUGUCUCAGGAUUCAAUAUGAGUCUAGAUGGAGAGAUGGUGUCAGACAUGUGAUGAAGAUUUCAGUACACUUGCAGUUAUCGUCAUGGAUGAGGAACUUUAAUUUUGGUUGCCGAUUUGAUGUAAGAUCAAAACUGAAUGAGUGGAACCUUGUGGGGGUUCAUUAUUUAUGUUGAAUUUUAUUGAACAACUAUGCUCAAUGUGUGGAUAUUGCUGUAAAAUACUUUGCUAACGUGAAUAUUGGUGAACAAUAUUGUUGAAUCUUGGGAUCCCUGACAUAUUACAAUUUGUAUAUUAGCAUAUACAGUAUUUAAAGUA
Messenger RNA from Epinephelus lanceolatus (giant grouper), 2555 nucleotides. It is a transcript of the gene cadm2b, whose product is annotated as cell adhesion molecule 2b. The record is from RefSeq and is a predicted model, not a curated record. Gene Ontology annotation, biological process: homophilic cell-cell adhesion. Lineage: Eukaryota; Metazoa; Chordata; Actinopteri; Perciformes; Serranidae.